UUGAUCUACUUCUUGUCCCAACAACGAAAGUUAAACAUCAGUACCGGAGUAGUACACUGCCAGCGUUGCCACCAUGGUUCCAUUUUGAACUCCAAUGGCGACAUCGUUUGUUCCCCAUCAUCAUAUCGGUGGGUGCUUCACCUAUUCUCGCCCUCCUCGUGGACAUUUUCAUAACCAUGGGUGGUCACAAACACCAGUUGCCAGGUAUCGUUUGAGACCCAUUAAUGCUUCGGUUGAAACUCCUUCUUUCCCACUUUUUCAACCUCCCCCACUUGAAGAAUCUCCUUCUCAGCUGGAACGUGCGGAUCCUGAUUUCUACAAGAUAGGUUACGUUCGAAGUAUGAGAGCUUAUGGAAUUGAGUUUAAGGAAGGACCUGAUGGUUUUGGGGUCUAUGCCUCCAAAGAUGUUGAACCUCUUCGUCGUGCCAGAGUUAUCAUGGAAAUACCUUUGGAGUUGAUGUUGACAAUAAGGCAGAAGCUUCCAUGGAUGUUCUUCCCGGAUAUAGUACCUUUAGGUCAUCCCAUUUUUGAUAUCAUAAACUCAACCAAUCCUGAGACAGACUGGGAUCUGCGAUUGGCUUGCCUUCUCUUGUAUUCAUUUGAUAGGGAUGAUAACUUUUGGCAACUAUAUGGAGACUUCUUACCUAGUGCAGACGAGUGCACUAGCUUGCUUCUUGCUACUGAGGAUGACCUCUCACAGCUGCAGGAUCCCGACCUUGCUUCAACUAUGAGAAAUCAACAACUAAGAGCCUUAGAAUUUUGGGAAAAGAACUGGCAUUCCGGGGCACCCUUGAAAAUAAAGCGCCUUGCGCGUGAUCCUGAGAGAUUCAUUUGGGCUGUUAGCAUUGCACAGUCACGCUGCAUUAACAUGCAAGUUAGGAUCGGUGCACUAGUUCAAGAUGCAAGUAUGCUAAUUCCCUAUGCUGACAUGCUAAAUCAUUCAUUUCGGCCAAAUUGUUUUCUUCAUUGGCGUUUUAAGGAUCGCAUGGUUGAGGUGAUGAUAAAUGCUGGACAGAGGAUUAAAAAAGGAGAGGAGAUGACCAUUGAUUAUAUGAGUGGACAGCAGAACCAUAUGCUCAUGAAACGAUAUGGCUUCUCGUCUUCUGUGAAUCCUUGGGAUGUAAUACCAUUCUCCGGAAAUGCACAUAUUCACUUGGAAUCUUUCUUGUCGGUCUUCAAUAUAUCCGGUCUUCCUGGAGAGUACUAUCAUAACAGCCAGUUAGCGGAAAAAGGAGACAAUUUUGUCGACGGGGCAGUCAUAGCAGCUGCAAGAACGUUGCCCACGUGGUCAGACGGAGACGUUCCUCCAAUCCCUAGCAUGGAAAGGAAAGCUGUGAAGGAGUUACAAGAAGAAUGUCAGCAGAUGCUUGCACAGUUUCCUACAACUUCUGCGCAAGACCAGAAAUUACUAGUUUCCCUUUUAAUGCCACCAGAUUCUAUGCCAGAAGCAAGGAGGACACUUGAAACGGCAAUCAAGUACAGAUUGCACCGGAAACUAUUUGUCGAGAAGGUCAUCAAGGCUCUGGAUAUCUAUCAAGAGCGGAUAUUGUUUUAGAUUAGUUUUAACUCGAUCGGGUUGUUGACAGAUUAGCGCAUGUUGAAAAGCUAACGACAAUGCUUAUUUAAAAAAAAAAAUUACAGAACCAUGGCAAGUAUCCGGAACAUGUUAUGAAUGCAGAAAAUAUCAUGGUCUCCAUUUGUUUGUUUU
This is a messenger RNA of Hibiscus syriacus, 1708 nucleotides long. Its product is annotated as protein PLASTID TRANSCRIPTIONALLY ACTIVE 14-like. The transcript has 12 exons. Lineage: Eukaryota; Viridiplantae; Streptophyta; Magnoliopsida; Malvales; Malvaceae. Gene Ontology annotation, cellular component: plastid-encoded plastid RNA polymerase complex; chloroplast thylakoid. The record is from RefSeq and is a predicted model, not a curated record. The coding region runs from base 95 to 1555 and encodes 486 amino acids. Gene Ontology annotation, molecular function: protein binding; protein-lysine N-methyltransferase activity. Gene Ontology annotation, biological process: plastid transcription; thylakoid membrane organization; peptidyl-lysine monomethylation.